This is a messenger RNA of Pochonia chlamydosporia 170, 1032 nucleotides long. RefSeq lists its product as hypothetical. The transcript has a single exon. Bases 1 to 1032 code for a protein of 343 amino acids. Lineage: Eukaryota; Fungi; Ascomycota; Sordariomycetes; Hypocreales; Clavicipitaceae. The record is from RefSeq and is a predicted model, not a curated record.
AUGAGAAUGCUUACAUUCGUUGCGGGCCUGUUGCCGCUUGCUACAGGUCUAAACAUCACGUAUUACCAAAACGUGCCAUUGGCCCCUUCACCGCUUCCUCCUUCUCACGCUGCGUCAGAUGGGGAAAAGAUUAUUGAGCUGUUUCAGACUCUCGGACGGACAACAAUAUGGAAGAGUAUAGCCAAUAUUACCAUCCAGGGCGACACCUUUGAGCCCGAAGGCAUGGUACGCCUCGGCAAUGACCGUUUCAUAGUUUCUUGCGGCGAGUAUACCGAGUCCACCAAGAAAUACCCAACAAUCAUAAAUGGUACUGAUCGAACUCCCGGCCAAGGAUUCGGCCACUUGAUUGUGUUCAAUGGCAAAGGUCAACGACUUGCUGAUGCCACCAUUACCAAGCAAGGUGCUCUGGAAUAUCAUAAUGGCGGGAUCGAUUACGAUGGUAAAUUUAUCUGGGGCACAAUUGCGCAGUAUCGCCCGAAUACAACUGCGUAUGCCUACAAAGCUGUUCCCGCGUCGCUGGAACCCAAGACGGUUUUGUAUUAUAAGGAUCAUCUUGGAGGCGUAGUCCAUGAUACCCGCGACAACAAGAUAACUUGUCUGAAUUGGGGGUCAAGGAACGCAUCAACUUGGAGCCUAAGUCAUAUCAAACCCGGCUGCGUAUCGUCCCCAACGCCUGAAAAGGUGGUUCGCAACCCAAGCUACUUUGUCGACUACCAGGACUGCAAGUGGUUAGGGCACAGCAAGUUUUACCACGGUAAGAGCGUGAUGCUCUGCUCUGGGGUAGCGACCGUUGGAAACUAUAAUCUGGGAGGCGUGGCAUUGGUCGAUGUCGAUACUAUGGUGCCUCUGGCAGAAGUUCCGAUUUCACUGGAGAGUGCAUUGGGUGUGAGGAUGACGCAGAAUCCGGUGGAUGUGAGUGUUGAGAAUGGCAGACUGAGGUUCUAUUGGAUGCCGGAUCAGCGUAAUAGCACGCUGUAUGUUUACGAAGCUCAACCGGAUAGUCCAUUUGAAUACGGAGGCGGCGAGCUUUAA